ACUCUACUAUUAUAGAAACCGAAACUGAAAGUACUUGUAUACUGGCAACACCUAGGCCACAGACAGCGCAACCAUCUACGCAGAAAAUCAAUACACCGUGAUGUAUUCGCCUUUUUAAAAUGAGAACGUGACAAAACAUUAAUUUAAUUCAUCCAAGAAACCACUUUUAUUUAAAAAAAAUAUCUGUUGAGACUUGAUGCUCAUUUUUUAUUUAUUUACAAAGUGAUGAGUAUUCUCAUAGUUACGGCGUGGUAGAACUUUCUGCGCGUAGAUUAUCAGCUUUUCCUUCAAAUUAUAAACUGUUAAAGGUUCUUGUUGAGUAAGGUCAAGAAUAUAUUCAUUAUACACCAACAUAAUUGUAAGUUAAAAUGGAAGAAAUGAAUGGGGAUUUGUAUGGGGGUGGGUUAGUAAGUCUGGGAGAUGAGGGUUCUUUGGAGUCAACUGAUAAUGGUAAACAAGAGCAGAAUUGUAAGAUUUGCGACAAUAAGCUAUGCAGUCCUCGUGUUUUGUCUUGCCUUCAUGUAUUUUGUGAAGCUUGCAUUGACAAGUUGAUGGUUAAUGAAGCUGGUGAUUCUCUGAAAUUUGAUUUGGCCGUAGAAUGCCCAAUAUGCAAACAAGAAACCAAGAUACCUGGAGGUGGGGCUGCAUCCCUUCCUUCUGAUUAUGUGCUUACCAACAUUUUGGAUGUUUCUGCCAUGGAUCAAUCUGUUGUUUGCACUUGUUGCAAGAGCAAGGAACCUGCUGUUGCUAGAUGCACUGAUUGCUCUCAUUUUCUGUGUUCCAACUGCAAUUCAGCUCAUGAAUUUAUGAGAUGCUUUGAAAACCACAGAGUAGUACCAUUUGAUGCUCUGAGAUCAUCUAAGGAGAAAGCUGCUGUUCAUAAGCCAAUCUUCUGCGCUCGUCAUGCUGGGGAGAGUCUAAAAUUUUACUGUUGCGAGUGUGAGGUUGGAGCUUGCACUGAAUGUCUUACUGUCGAUCACAAAGUCGGCGAACAUCGCUGUGAGAGAAUUGUCGAUGUCGAGCCUAACCUGCGUGCCGAAUUGAGAAAUUUCAUUGUGGAAGCUAAUGCUCGCGCGGCUACAGCUGGCAGUGCUUCAGCUAAACUUGAUGAUGCACUUGGAGAUUUGCAACGUCAACGAGAUGAAGCCGAGGGCGUAAUCAACGAAGCUUUUCAUGCUUAUAAAGCUGCAUUAGAGAGAUGCCGUGAAAAGGCCCUUGAAGAACUUGAGCGUUUGCAUAAAGAAAGAGAACUCAAGGUCAUGGAUCUCUUUGAUCGCGUCGAUAAAACUGUUCAACGCAUAGACUGUGCUUGCAAAUUUGCGGCUAGAUUACUUCGCCGCGGUGACGGCACUGAAAUUGUGAUGUUGAAGAAAACUGUUGCCUCACAGUUUGCUCGUCUGUUGGAAGGAGCACCUGAAUUUGAUGUUGAUUACUCUUUGGAAUUCGUCACUAAAAUAGACAAGUUUGAUGCCAUAUCUGAAGAAACUUUCGGAACAUUCCGCACAGAGACAACUCGAGCAGAAGAAAGGAAGCGUGCUAGCGAAUCCUCUGCUAUUGUAUCGGUGACAUCGAAUUCUCACUCACCUGCUGUUUCAGUAACUAAUGCUCCAGUGUUUGACGACUAUCCAAUUGGAGGCGUCCGUCGAGUCACUGGGGUAACUGGAGUUGGAAGCAUGGUAGGAGUGUCUGGUGUGCCAGCUAUUGGAGUACCUGGUGUAGGAGCUGUCACUGGAGUAGGUGUAGCUAACACAAGUGUCAUAACUGGUGGAGUUAACAUCACAAGUGGCGUUGGAGGUGGCGUACCUGCAUUGCCAUCUAUGGUCGAAUAUAAUUUGCAGCAGUUGGCUAGUAUUGCUGAGAAAGACGUGUCUCCUCCUCCUCACGCGUCUCCAGCUCCCACUUUUACUCUGGCUGAGUUACUUGCCGGUGACCUUAAUUCACCUCAAGCUUACAACAACCUGCAAGCUCUUGCUAAAUUAGGCCUGAACGAAGUGAAUGGCUUUGGAGGUGUUGGAGGAAUUGGUGAUGUAGGUCCUCGCGGUGUGUCUCCAGGAAGACCUUUGCUGACAGCAGCGGAAGAGGCGGCUCUGGUACCUCCACCGGCUCCUCUUGUGCGUGCCACUAAAGCUACCCCCAUGCAUAUAAGAUUCAAGUUUGGUCAACUGGGAAGUGGCAAAGGCCAAUUUAAUUCACCUCAUGGAUUCUGUCUUGGCAACGACGAAGAUAUAAUUGUAGCCGAUACAAAUAAUCAUCGCAUCACGGUAUUUGAUAAGUCUGGAACUUACAAAUUUAACUUUGGCAUUGCUGGAAAAGAGGAAGGCCAGUUGUGGUACCCGCGUAAAGUGGCAGUUGUCCGAGCCACUGGCAAGUUCGUCGUCUGCGAUCGCGGCAAUGAAAGAUCUCGCAUGCAAAUAUUUACUAAAAAUGGGCAUUUCUUGAAGAAAAUUGCUGUGCGAUUUAUUGAUAUUGUUGCCGGAUUGGCAGUAACUGCCGAAGGUCUCAUUGUGGCAGUGGACAGUGUGACACCUACUGUAUUUAUACUCUCUGAGGAAGGCGAGCUCAUUCGGUGGUUUGAUUGCAGCGAGUGUAUGAGGGAACCAUCCGACAUUGCUAUAAGUGGCAAGGAGUUUUACGUCUGCGAUUUCAAAGGACACUGCGUUGUUGUUUUCGACAUUAAAGGGCACUUCUUGCGUCGUAUUGGAUGUGAGAACGUUACAAACUUCCCUAACGGCAUUGACGUGUCUGAUGCGGGCGAUGUUCUCAUUGGUGAUUCCCAUGGAAACAAGUUCCACGUUGCAGUUUUCUCACGUGACGGCGUUCUCGUCACUGAAUUCGAGUGUCCCUACGUCAAGGUGUCUCGUUGCUGUGGAUUGAAGAUUACAUCUGAAGGAUACAUUGUCACCCUGGCUAAAAAUAAUCACCAUGUUCUAGUCCUCAACACCCUUUAUAUUGUCUGAGGAGUAACUCGAUGGCUGUAAGUCUGCAUACUACAAGAUCUCACAUUUAUUCCCUAUAUUUUAUAUUAAUUGCUGUUUUUACAAAGCUUAACAUUUUUUG
Spodoptera exigua (beet armyworm) is the source of this 3057-nucleotide messenger RNA. Lineage: Eukaryota; Metazoa; Arthropoda; Insecta; Lepidoptera; Noctuidae. The record is from the annotation of a GenBank genome assembly.